Messenger RNA from Tarenaya hassleriana, 1115 nucleotides. RefSeq names its product peroxidase 57-like. The record is from RefSeq and is a predicted model, not a curated record. The coding region runs from base 34 to 999 and encodes 321 amino acids. Gene Ontology annotation, biological process: hydrogen peroxide catabolic process; response to oxidative stress. NCBI's taxonomy places the organism in Eukaryota, Viridiplantae, Streptophyta, Magnoliopsida, Brassicales, Cleomaceae. Gene Ontology annotation, molecular function: peroxidase activity; heme binding. The transcript has 3 exons.
CAUCGUAUCGCUAUAAUAUCUAUAUAGAAAAAAAUGAAAGGGGCCCAUAAGUUUUCUUUCCUUGUCUUAUCGUUCUUAAUUUUCCCGAUCGCAUUUGCUCAGCUAAGGAUCGGAUUCUACAGCCGUUCAUGCCCUCAGGCCGAGACUAUCGUACGUGAUUUGGUACGCCAACGUUUCGGCCGCGACCGUACCAUCACCGCCGCUUUGCUUCGGAUGCAUUUCCACGACUGUUUCGUUAGGGGCUGCGACGCCUCUCUCCUCAUAGACACAACUUCCACGCGGACGUCGGAAAAAUCGGCCGGACCGAACUUCAGCGUACGAGGAUUCGAUCUCAUAGACCAGAUCAAGACACAACUAGAGGCUCAGUGUCCGAGCACCGUCUCUUGCGCUGACAUCGUGACGUUAGCCACUCGUGACUCGGUCGCAUUGGCCGGUGGUCCCAGCUACACCGUCCCGACAGGCCGUCGAGACGGGCUCGUGUCGAGCCCUCUCGACGUGAACCUUCCCGGACCCACCAUCUCCGUCGAUGGAGCCAUAGGGUUCUUCAAGAGCAAGAGAAUGAACUCGUUUGACGCCGUGGCUCUUCUGGGCGCUCACACGGUCGGCGUUGGCCAUUGCAGUCUUUUCCAAGACCGGCUCACUAAUUUCCAGGGAACUGGACGACCUGACCCGUCCAUGGACCCGGUUUUGGCUGCCAGGCUAAGGAGCACAUGCGCGGGGCCAAACGACCCGACAACGGCAUUGGACCAGGGAACACCCCUGGUGUUCGACAACAUGUUCUUUAAACAGAUCAGAAGGAAGAGAGGAGUGUUGCAGUUGGACCAACGGCUCGCUACCGCGGGAGCCACUCGCGGCCUGGUGGCUCUGUUCGAAGCCAACAACGCAUUCUUCAAGCGCCAGUUCGUGAAAUCUAUCGUUAAAAUGGGAACCAUCGAAGUGCUCACUGGUCAAUCCGGAGAGAUCCGAAAGAACUGCAGAGCCUUCAACCGCCGAGCUUGACUCCUAAUUCAUAUAUAUAUGUAUAUGCAAAUUAUGGUCGAAUGAUUUCGUGGGUGGGUUCAUAACAAAAAUAUAAUUGAUUUGUGAUAUUAUAUAAAUGUGUGUAACUGUUUGCU